CUGGCUCGGAGCCGCUCCGUGUGGGGAGCGCAGCGGGGGCAGCCCGGCAGUGCGGGUCACGGCUGUCAAGGAAAUUGUCCUCCCAGCCCUGUCUGUGCUCCGGUGGUGGUUGUCGUCUCCUCACAGACAAUUACCUUGAGGGCCGCUCCACAGCAAGGGAGCGCUGCUCGGUCCCGGCCGUUCUGGAGCAUCUUUGGCACUCUUGCCAUGUUAUCUGGAGCAUCCCUUUUGGCAAAGAGAAGAGCAGUGAACACCCUUCAGAGGAUUCCAGAUGUGUGCCCUUAUGGAGAAAACAUUUUGCCUCUGCUGGAGGGUGAAAGUAGCUGAGUGGAUAAGCUAUAAGGAGGACCUGUGGAGAAAUGCAAGUACAGUACCCCGGCUAUGCUGGCUGAGGGCGAAGGCAUGGCCGGUCCCUCGCUGUGUGCUGCCGCCACAGCGGCCUCUCCGGACCGGCACAAGGUGCCCGGCUUUGGAGACAGUAAAACCACACACUGCUCCUUUUCCAUUGAGAGUAUAUUGGGACUGGAGCAGAAAAAAGAAGGCAUUGCAGCUGGGAAACCUCACAGACCCUGGAUGGAUGCAUGCACCAGCUUGGUUUUAGGUGAUGACAGUAAUCCCCAUCUGCAAAUCCCUGUUGUUUGCUAUGAAAAUCCAUUAUUUAAUACUAGAAGUGAUCCCGUGCAAGAGGAAAACGUUUUGAAAUGUGAAAAAUAUUUUUCAGUCACUGAAAGACUGUCUUUCAAACGAGAAUUGAGCUGGUACAGGGGUAGAAGACCAAGAACUGCAUUCACUAGAAACCAGAUUGAAGUCUUGGAAAAUGUUUUUAAAAUGAACUCCUACCCUGGCAUUGAUAUUAGAGAAGAGUUAGCUCGCAAAUUAGAUUUAGAUGAAGACAGGAUCCAGAUCUGGUUUCAGAACCGUCGUGCAAAGCUGAAAAGAUCACACAGAGAAUCUCAGUUUCUAAUGGUGAAAAAUACUUUCACCUCCAGCCUGCUGGAGUAG
Pyrgilauda ruficollis (rufous-necked snowfinch) is the source of this 1002-nucleotide messenger RNA. It is a transcript of the gene HESX1, whose product is annotated as HESX homeobox 1. Gene Ontology annotation, biological process: pituitary gland development; forebrain development; regulation of transcription by RNA polymerase II. Gene Ontology annotation, molecular function: RNA polymerase II cis-regulatory region sequence-specific DNA binding; DNA-binding transcription repressor activity, RNA polymerase II-specific. NCBI's taxonomy places the organism in Eukaryota, Metazoa, Chordata, Aves, Passeriformes, Passeridae. The transcript has 6 exons. Gene Ontology annotation, cellular component: nucleus. The record is from RefSeq and is a predicted model, not a curated record. Bases 382 to 1002 code for a protein of 206 amino acids.